Bactrocera oleae (olive fruit fly) is the source of this 2076-nucleotide messenger RNA. It is a transcript of the gene Nmd3, whose product is annotated as 60S ribosomal export protein NMD3. Gene Ontology annotation, cellular component: cytoplasm; nucleus. Lineage: Eukaryota; Metazoa; Arthropoda; Insecta; Diptera; Tephritidae. The record is from RefSeq and is a predicted model, not a curated record. Gene Ontology annotation, biological process: ribosomal large subunit export from nucleus. Gene Ontology annotation, molecular function: ribosomal large subunit binding.
CAAUACUGCAACGACCUGUUAAUUUCUGCGCGCCUGGUGCAAAAGGGAAUAUCGCUAUUGGAAAAUCGACAACUUUUGCUUGCAUGUUGUAAUAAAAAAAAAAUUAAUUUGACCGACCAACACAAUACAUUUCUUGAUAUUCUUUAUUUGCUUUCUAAUUGUACUUAAAAAUUAAACAUAGAUUAUGAAAAUAUCUACUGUGCACGAUAUUUAGCAUUUCACCAUAAUCAGCAAUUCACUUUUACAAGCAUAGUUGGCAAUUCAUUUUCAUUUGUGUUGACUGCCAGCUAAGUGCACUUUAUUUCUGCACGUGUUUCAAAACAAAAAGCAAACUGCGCAUAAAAACUCAUAUUAAAUAUAUUUGAAAGUAGCAGCCUCGCCAAAUCCUAACUAUUUACAUUUGUUUGUGAUUUUUCAAUUUUAAAUACAAAUCAAAGCAUGGAGUACAUAGAUCCGUCGUCACAGCCCACAAAAACGACCAUGAUCUUGUGUUGCGAAUGUGGCGUGCCAAUCGAACCAAAUCCUUCUAAUAUGUGUGUAACAUGUCUACGCAAUCAUAUAGACAUCACGGAGAACAUACCGAAACAGGCAGUAUUGCAUUUUUGUCGCAACUGUGAACGCUAUUUACAGCCGCCUGGUGAGUGGGUAACCGCAGCAUUGGAGUCGCGAGAGCUGCUGGCUUUAUGUUUAAAAAAGUUGAAAGGUUUAAAAGCUGUCAAGUUAGUGGAUGCCGGUUUCGUCUGGACAGAACCACAUUCCAAACGCAUAAAAGUCAAAUUGACAGUACAUGGUGAAAUUAAUGGAGGGACCGUGCUGCAACAGGUAUUCAUCGUAGAAUUCACUGUGCAGAAUCAAAUGUGUGAUGAUUGUCAUCGUACCGAGGCGAAAGAUUUCUGGCAUUGCCUGGUGCAGGUGCGACAACGCGCUGAAAACAAAAAGACGUUUUACUAUUUGGAACAGCUGAUUUUGAAACAUAAAGCGCACGAAAAUACGUUGGGCAUUAAGGCAUUGCAUGGUGGUUUGGAUUUCUAUUAUGCGAAUUUCAAUCAUGCAAAGAAGAUGGUUGACUUUUUGCAGUAUAUGGUGCCAGUUAAGGUGACCACGUCCAAACGUUUGAUUUCGCAUGACAUUCAUAGCAACAAUUUCAAUUACAAGUACACAUGGUGUGUGGAAAUAGCUCCAUUAUCGAAGGAUAGUGCAGUUUGUUUGUCAAAGAAGUUGCGUCAACAGCUGGGUAGUCUUUCACCCGUUUGCUUGGUGUAUAAAGUAGCCACAGGCAUACAUUUAAUCGAUCCAAUGACUGCGCAAAUAUCUGAAUUGCCAGGACAGAUGUACUUCCGCAAUCCUUUUGAAGCGCUAUGUGAUCCGAAACAAUUGGUCGAAUAUAUUGUUAUGGAUAUUGAACCAAUCAUGGAUAAAGAUCGUAAACACAUACCCGGCACAGGUCAAGUAUCAUUUCGUCAUGUCUUAUGCGAUAUUUGGGUGGUGCGUUCUUCCGAGUUGGGCAUCAAUGAAAAUACGAUACACACACGUUCACAUCUUGGUCAUUUGCUAAAGGUAGGCGAUUCUGUAAUGGGCUACAAUUUAGGUGAAGCGAAUUUAAACAACACUGAAUUUGAGAAUUUGUCUGCGGAUCAAAUUCCUGAUGUGCUGCUGGUGCGUAAGUGCUACGCUGAUCGCCAAACACGUACGAAUAGCCGUAAUUGGAAGUUACGUCAUUUAGCCGAUGAGGCAACGGAUGAACGCAGCAAACAUGACUUCCAUGAAUUCCUUGAAGAUUUAGAAGAGGACGCAGAUUAUCGCAAACAGAUUAACAUUUAUCGUGAUGCUAAAAAGGCACUGCCUGUGGAUAGUAAUGAUAAGCAAGCGGCAAACGAUAGCGUGCCACAAAUUACGCUGGCAGAAAUGUUGGAAGAUCUAGCGUUGGACUGUGAAGAUGACGCCAUGGGUGAAGAUAAUGCUGAUGAUGGUGCUGGAGCUGGAGCCGAAGAAAUUUGAAGAACUGGUUGUUAAUGAUUUUAAAUAAAUUAAUUUUUUUAGAGCAUCUAAUAAAGCAAAUUAUUUUGUGAAUCCUGA